GACACAACUCCGAUAUACUUACGGCAGUCCAGACGCUUCUAGUGCAAGUAGAAUACUUUGUGACUUGGGACACCACAUCUGGCUGUAGAAAGUUAGAGGAUGUUCAGAAUUGAUCGUCAUUUUUGAGCUGUUUAAGAUCAAGGCGUUUUAGCUCAAACAAUCAAGUGCUUUUGUCAAGUUGCUGUUACUUGGUCAUUUAAUAGACGGGACCUGCAGUCCAACACGUCUUUACAGACGGCAUACGAGUGAAAGAACAUAACUACGUACCGACAGACAUCGAUAUGUCGUUAAGUGCGAUGGAAGAAGGAGCUUUCUUUAUCAAAGUAAAGUCAGCACACUGGAGGAAGACACGUCAUAUUGAACUAUCACGUGAUCACCUUAAUUUGCAUAUUUCUCAUCAAAGUUGCGGAAAAUCAUCUUUUUCAAUUGUUGACAUAAAAAAAAUCAAUGAGAUUCGUAUCGGAUAUCAGAGUCCAAUAUGGGAGCGACUUGGUCACCACCUGCCGGAUGCGGAGCAAUGUUUUAGUUUGGUAAUCGAUGGGCGGGAACAACCCUUGAACUUGGUAUCUAUGACGAAAGAAUCCGCCGAAUUAUGGACCAGGGGUUUGCAACAUUUGAGUGCAAACCUUGAAAACCUUGACAUUAAAGGAAAACGAUUGUUAUGGGUAUGGGAUUGUUUUAAAACGGCGGACAAGGAUCAAAGUGGAAAACUUUCCUAUAAGGAAGUAAAGAAACUCUUAGACAAAUUGAACUUUCAAGCCACAUCUGAUUACAUCGACCGAGUUUUGAAAGAUACCGAUAUCUCCGGCGACAACUUGUUGUCUUUCGAUGAGUUCUCUGAUUUCUUUAAGAAGAUAUCAUGGCGACCAGAGGUUGAAAGAUUAUACAAAACAUAUUGCGAUGCAGAUUUAAAGCUGCAGCCGAAGGAACUUGCAAGAUUUCUGCGCGAAGAUCAGGGCCUAAAUGACGUCACCGAAGAGACUGCGAUGUCACUGGUAAAAAGUUUUGAGCCCGAUGAGAAUCUCAGAUCAACUCACGUGAUGUCGAUAUAUGGAUUUAUGUAUUUCCUACUUUCGCCUCAUUGCGACGUCUUUAAUGCCAAGGAGCGAAAGGUUCACAUGGAUAUGACAAGGCCGUUAUCGCACUACUACAUUGCAUCUUCACAUAACACGUAUCUUGCUGAUGACCAAUUGAUAGGAAAGUCCAGCGUGGAAUGUUAUAUCAGAGCCCUGGAAAGAGGUUGUCGUUGUGUGGAACUUGAUUGUUGGGACGGAGAAGACGGACAACCGAUUAUUUACCACGGCUACACGCUUACUUCAAAAAUAGCUUUUGCUGACGUAGUUGAAGCAAUACGAGAUUAUGCUUUUAAGACAUCGGAUUACCCGGUCAUUCUUUCCAUUGAGAAUCACUGUUCGGUGCCACAGCAAAAGAAGAUGGCACUUAUCAUGAAGGAAACUUUGGGAGAUAUGCUACUUCAAAAUCCCGUUGAUCCUUCAUCUCACAUGUUGCCUUCACCAGAAGCUCUAAAAGGACGGAUCUUGGUAAAGGGCAAGAGAUUAAAAGAAACUAACGAAGACGAAGAAGUUAGCGACGAAGAUGAGGCAGCUGAUGUCGAAGAAAACGGAGUAAAAAAGAAUCCGUCCAAGACAAAUAAAAAGAUAAAGUUGUCGAAAGAGUUAUCAGACUUGGUUAUCUACGCACAGAGUCGCCAUUUUCAUAACUUCCCAGACGCGAAGCAUAAUUCUGACUUUCGACACAUAUCAUCUCUCAACGAAGAUAAAGCAAUGAAUUUGUAUAACUCGCAGGCCGAAGAAUUUUCGGAACACAAUCAAUGGCAACUGGUGAGGAUUUACCCGAAGGGAACACGAACAAACUCAAGCAACUAUGACCCCCUUGCUUUGUGGAAUGUUGGAUGCCAAAUCGUUGCACUCAACUAUCAAACUGAGGACCGGGAAACGCAUAUCAACGAUGCCUUAUUCCGUCGUAACGGUGGCUGCGGUUAUGUUAUUAAACCAGAUUGUUUGCUUACUGGCAAGUUUAAUCCAUCUACAGUCACAAACAAAUCACCCUUCGCACAACCUUCACGACUUCAGAUAAGGGUUAUAUCCGCCCAACAACUUCCAAAGCCGAUUACUUCAAAGAAGAGUGACGUCAUCGAUCCCUACGUCAUCGUAUCCGUCACUGGGUGUGAUGUAGACAAGCAAAGCAAAACAACAAGCGUGGUCGACGAUAACGGAUUUAAUCCCACUUGGGAGAACGACCUGGUCAUAACCUUUGACGUCAUCGUACCACAGUUGGCAUUCAUCACCUUUGACGUCAUGGACAAGGACUCAAUGGGGGAUGACGACUUGGUUGGAACUUAUACACUUCCGUACAACAGCAUAGCAAACGGUUACAGACACGUUCACCUUGGUAGUAUUGGUAGCAAACCUCUAUUGCCCUCCACGCUGUUUAUAAACGUGAAGAAAACAUAAGCGCUGAGAGGCAAUGUUAAGAAUCUAUGGACACGUUAAUUACCAAAUGACGAAAACUCCUAACCCCAAGACGAACAAACAUAAUACAAUAUUUUAACCACAUGUUUAAUUAUGCUUCUGCUGCCGAUAAAACCUACUUACUUUAUCCAGUUUUUAAUCUUUUUCCGCUCUUUUUACUAACGUUUUACCUUUACCAUGAUUUUUAUUGUUUCUUCAAUAAUGGCUUUAAAGUGCGCAGAAUUAUUGUUAUAAAAAUAGUAUUUCUUUAUCUUUUAAUUAUCAUACUCAGUAACGUAUAAAAUAUACAACAGAAUCCGGA
This is a messenger RNA of Ciona intestinalis (vase tunicate), 2793 nucleotides long. The record is from RefSeq and is a predicted model, not a curated record. NCBI's taxonomy places the organism in Eukaryota, Metazoa, Chordata, Ascidiacea, Phlebobranchia, Cionidae.